AUGACUGCUGUUUUAGAUUUCGACAGCAUUGGUAAUGCAUACUACGAGCUCACAGGUGGCCAGCGUUCCAUGGACUGGAUCCUUUUGGGCUAUAUUAACGGUACUCAUAACGUUAUUGGACUUCUCGCAAAAGGUGAUGGCGGAAUUAUGCAAUUAAAGCGAAAUCUGACAGAAGACAUUGUUGCUUUUGGAUAUCUUAAAAUCAUCGAUGAAACUAAAGACAACGCUCAAUUCAAUCCAGACUAUAUUCAUAUGACAUUCAUUGGAUCGAGAGUAAAACCACAACAACGCGCACGUGCUGUCAUUCACAGAUUAGACAUACACCAAGAAUUUCCCAACUUUUUGUUGGAAUUAGAGUGCAAUUGCUUAGAUGACGUUACUGAAGAAAGAUUGAUGCAAGAAAUGAGUAACAUGAAACAACUCUUAGAGGAUUAA
This is a messenger RNA of Trichomonas vaginalis G3, 435 nucleotides long. Its product is annotated as ADF coactosin like domain-containing protein. The coding region runs from base 1 to 435 and encodes 144 amino acids. The record is from RefSeq and is a predicted model, not a curated record. The transcript has a single exon. NCBI's taxonomy places the organism in Eukaryota, Parabasalia, Trichomonadida, Trichomonadidae. Gene Ontology annotation, molecular function: actin binding.